Molecule: messenger RNA, 249 nt
Organism: Arabis nemorensis
Lineage: Eukaryota; Viridiplantae; Streptophyta; Magnoliopsida; Brassicales; Brassicaceae
Source: the annotation of a GenBank genome assembly
AUGCAGAACGAAGAGGGAAAGAAUACUGAGCUCUACAUUCCUAGGAAAUGCUCCGCCACUAACCGGUUGAUCCCAGCAAAGGAUCAUGCCUCUGUGCAGCUCAACAUUGGUCAUUUAGAUGCUGAUGGUAUCUACAACGCACAAUUCACCACUUUUGCUCUCUGCGGCUUUGUUCGCGCUCAGGGAGAUGCGGACAGUGGCAUCGACAGGCUUUGGCAGAAGAAGAAGGUCGAAGCCAAACAAAGCUAA